Scutellospora calospora is the source of this 1323-nucleotide messenger RNA. The record is from the annotation of a GenBank genome assembly. NCBI's taxonomy places the organism in Eukaryota, Fungi, Glomeromycota, Glomeromycetes, Diversisporales, Gigasporaceae.
AUGGCAAUUGAAGAAAAUAACGAAAAGGACAUUACUAAUAAUGAGUCGGCGGAAACUGCAAGUUAUGAUGAUUAUAACGAUAAACUAAUGGUGAAAAAAGUUGUUAGAAAAAUUGAUAUUUAUAUAUUACGCUGGGCUAUUUGUUCUAUGUGUCAAGCCGCAGUUACCUCCGCACUUACAUUAGGAAUUACUAGAUUCUUUCUAGGUGUGGCAGAAGCCGGAUUUUCUCCUGCUGUAAUAGAUUAUAUCUGCCUAUUUUAUUCCAGAAAAGAGAUGACUAUGAGAUAUGGAAUUUUUAUGGCUCUAAGUAUCAUUUCCGGUGCAUUUAGUGGCCUUAUUGCAUAUGGCAUAGUUUUAAUAAAAGGAUUAAAAAUAAAAAGUUUCCAAUUGAUAUUUAUAUUAGAAGGUAUCCCAACUAUCAUUCUUGCCAUAAUUGUUGCUCUAUUCUUUACUAAAGGUCCUGCCGACGCUCGUUUCCUCACACCUAAGGAACGCCUUUUCGUUGUCGAACGUCUUAGACCAGAUGGUGGUGUUGAUGAAGAAAAUCAUACUGUAAUAAAAUCUCAAGCAAAGAGCGCUUUUUUUGAUAUUAGAGUUUACGGUUACGUAUUUGCUGCUGUUGUUGGAUCAAUUCCUAAUAGUGCUCUUAGUUAUUUCCUUCCAACUUUAGUGAGUCAACUAGGUUUUGAUACUGUACAAACUCAAUUAAUGAGUGUACCACCAUAUUUAGUUGCAACUGUUGUAAUGCUUUCAUUUUCUUGGUAUGCUGAUAAAUACCAAUCAAGAGCUUUACCUAUUUUGAUUAGCGAUAUUAUUUCAAUUAUAGGAGCUACUGGCAUGUUAACAACUUCUGCUACAGAUCCAAGUUUAUAUAAAUUAAGAUACUUUUUCGUAACUCUUAUAUCAUGUGGUGUGUAUUCUGCUCAGCCAAUUAUUUAUAGUUGGAUAACUUCCAAUAUUCUCGGUCAAUAUAAACGAAACAUAACAAUUGCUGUAGGCUUUACUCUCGCUAAUGUUGGGAGCGUUGUCGGAAUUUUACUUUUCCAAAAAACCAUGGCUCCAGCAUACACUCAAGGAAUGAUCUUAGCCUUGAGCAUGAUGGCUGUUCAAUUCGUAAUAGUUGUUAUUAUGAAAUUUCAUUUAGAACAUGAGAAUAGAAGACGUGACUUACUUAUAUUAUCCAAUAAUAAUAUUCAACUAAGUGAAAGUGAAUUAAAGGAUAAUAAAUUAAUUAGAGAAAAGGCCAUGAAAAUAGUGGAAUAUGAACCGAAAUUCGAUGAAGUUUUGUGCGAUAACCAUCCUAAUUGGAGAUAUUAUCCUUAA